AUAUUACACACAAUAUUUCUACUGGCCUAGCAUUUUUUCUUUCCCUCCUUCACAGGCUGUCAUGGUUGAAUUAUUAAGACCCUGAAUUAUAUUUUUUAAGCCUUGAUGAUUCUCUUUGUUGUUUAUUCAAGCAAAGUGGGACUCCUUCCCUUUCAUCUCCAGAUUUUUGCUUCUUCCACUGCUUUGUUUGCUCCGUCUAUGUUGCUCAAUAUUUUCAUUUCAUUUCUUUCUUAAUUCAUUAAAGACUUCUUCUUCUUCUUCUUACACUUAUGGAUCCAACGACUUGUCGCUUCAGCAAAGAAGAAAAAUAUUUUUUUCAAUGAGCCUCAUACAAGAACUUCUCCAUCUGCUCAUCUUUUGUUUCAGGCAUGGGAACCAAAUUUGAGUAUGCAAUCAAUCCGUUAGCAGUUUCAACAAAUUCUAACAGCUUCGACUUUGAUCGUGUGGACGAUUGGGAUUAUUUCCAAUCUAGAGAGGUGAAUAAGUUUCAAAGAACUCAACAAGACUGUUUUCGCAGCUCCAUGGACAGGAUGCUUGACAAGCACAACAUUGAAUCCAUAAAAAGAACAAUGCAGAUCCAGGAAGAUAUCUUCAAACACCAGGUCCAAGAACUCCACAGGCUGUAUAGCGUGCAAAAGAUGUUGAUGGCUGAGCUGAAGAAAGAAAGUAAGCAAAGUAGAAUUUCAAUGGCGAGUUCAGAAAUGAAGCAUUCACAAACAUUUAUGAAAACACAAAACGCAACAACUGCUUCAGGCUAUAUUUUCCAGGUUCAAAAUAUUCCUGAAGAUCCAAGCACCAGGGAAAGAAGCGGCAGCAGCCAAAUUGGGAAUAAAUUACCGAGCACUGAAGGGUCUAAUGAAGAGAGUGAAGUUGAGUUAACAUUAAGCAUUGGAGUAAGGUCAAACAAGAAGAGAUCAAAAGGUCAAGAAUUGAAGGAAACCAGGGAGAUUGAUUCAACGGCAUCGUUUAAAUCUGAUAGCGGCCCAACCACUCCAAUAAGUAGCUCAAGUGCCACAUUUGAUAACCAGGAAAAGAAGAUACCUCAUUGGCUUUUCGGAUUAAGCAUAAACAGGAGUUGAAGUGAAGAAGUGAAUUGUAGUUUAAUUAAUAUAAUCAAUUAAAUUAAUUGUAUGUGUGUAUCCUUUUAAUCUUAAUUAAUUAAAUUACUCUAGCUGCAGCCUGGAACCAUGAAAUUUAAUUACUUGGGUUCCAUGAAUUAAGAUUCCUAAUUUGGUUUCAAAACUCAAAAUCUAAUAAAUGGAUGACCCAUUUUAAUUGUUGUAAA
Messenger RNA from Mangifera indica (mango), 1285 nucleotides. RefSeq lists its product as uncharacterized. Lineage: Eukaryota; Viridiplantae; Streptophyta; Magnoliopsida; Sapindales; Anacardiaceae. The coding region runs from base 369 to 1079 and encodes 236 amino acids. The transcript has 3 exons. The record is from RefSeq and is a predicted model, not a curated record.